This is a messenger RNA of Sardina pilchardus (European sardine), 3380 nucleotides long. It is a transcript of the gene phactr4b, whose product is annotated as phosphatase and actin regulator 4b. Lineage: Eukaryota; Metazoa; Chordata; Actinopteri; Clupeiformes; Clupeidae. The record is from RefSeq and is a predicted model, not a curated record. Gene Ontology annotation, biological process: actin cytoskeleton organization; neural crest cell migration. Bases 349 to 3153 code for a protein of 934 amino acids. The transcript is spliced from 14 exons. Gene Ontology annotation, molecular function: actin binding.
UCUGGGGCUCCUCGGCCUGCAUGACAAAGACUCUAGUUUUCCCUCCUCUCUGACUCACUCUGUUUGCCCAGUGGGCUGGAAGUCGGUUGGAUGUGUGAAGCAGCACAAUGUUCGCCGUGGGACCUACAUGACCAAGAAUGGACUUUUUCCUUCUGUGUUCCAGAACACUGUGAUGAGGGAGAAGGGAACUUGAUCAACAUUUUUUUUGUUGCCUUUCCUUAAUUUCUGCGUCAUGCGACAUGUCUUCUUUUUGACCCUAUUUGUGACCUGACAGACAGCGAUAAAGGACAAAGAGAAGGCUUGUAGACCUCCUCUUCCUCCUCCUCCUCUUCCUCCCGUUCGUCCCCCAUGGCUUGCUGCCUCUUCUCCGGCCACCAUGGCAGUUGGACCCCAGAUGAUGACGGAGAAUACCACCAGCACAGCACACCGGGCGGCGAGGCAGGGCAUGCGGGGGACGGCACCCCACCCCCGAAGCGCAAGGGCAAGUUCUCCACCCUGGGCAAGAUCUUCAAGCCCUGGAAAUGGCGCAAGAAGAAAAGCAGUGAGAAGUUCAAGGAGACUUCAGAAGUUCUGGAGAGAAAGAUGUCGAUGAGACGGCCGCGGCAGGAGCUGAUCGAGCAGGGCGUGCUGAGGGAGCUUCCUGAUAACGACGCCGAUGACGCCCAUCACGUGUCCAAGCCACCGUACGUGAAGAACGGACACACCCUGCCGGUCAGGGGCCCCGGGGGCGGGCGAGGCCACGAGGCCGGCAGGCACCCCUCCUCCGACACCGACCACCACGCCAACCCCACCUGGCUGCCCCAGCUGGAGGAGCAGUGGCUGCGCGUGCCCCAGGACGGGGAUCGGCGCGGGGGCGGGGGGGCGCUGGGUCACCGGGCGCCAGCGGGCCAGGAGGAGCCCAGAGAGGGCCGGAGAGGAGGACGGCAGGGCGCGGAGGAGCGGCGGCAGGGGCCGGGGCACGGACACGGACACGGACACGGACACGGGGGCCGCGGGCACGGGCACGGACCGGGCUGGCACACGGACGACGGGGGGCGGCGCGGCGGGGGGGGUCGAGGGCACCUGAACGGGGACAAGAGGCCGGGCCUGCAGAAGGGACUGUCCGAGGACGGCCGGAGGACACGGCCCGAGGCCGAGUGGAAGCCCACCCUCCCCAGGCACGCGUCUACCGAGGAGGGGAGAGGAUACAGAGAGUCUGACAGUCACUUUGUGCCCGACUCCGAUGCCAUGCGGGACACCUUGCGGGAGCCCCUGCCCCCGAAACAGUCCGUCAUGCCCCCCAAGUGGCUGAUGACCUCCACGCCUGAGCCGGGCUCUGAGGGGCCGCCCCGGACCCCUGUCCACAACCCCCCCGCCGCCUUCUCCUCGGCCUCCUCGUCAUCCGCCGGUGGUGGCAGCAAGCCUCUCAGGGCAGUGUCGUCUGCUGGUGGCAACACGCAGUCUCCGGGCACGCUGCCACCAUUCUCCCCCCCUCCUGCCUCUGGUGGCGGUGCCACCCAGCAGGCCAAGCAGCCCCCGGUCCCGCCCCCCAAACCAGUCAACCGCAACGCCAACGCUGGCAUGCUGGCGGCGGCCAAUCUCCACGGGGGCGAUAACCCUCAGCUUCCCCUCUACUGGUCCUGCUGGAAGAGGGAGGGCGAGUACGACGUCUACCUGUCCCUGCCCGUCUACCUGUGCAAGCGCCCGGGAGCUGUCCGCGCAGCUGAGAUCCACCAGAUCAGUGGGGGCCACAGCAUGGUUCCUGCCAAGCCCUCUCCUCCCAUGCCCCCCAAGAGGACUACGCCGGUCACCAAGCGCACCCCCGAGGACCCCUCUUCCUCCUCCACCCUCCCCCCCCAGAGCUCGGGGGCCUCGUCCGCCCUGACCCCGGAUGACCUCUCUGGCCUGCCCGCGGGCUUCCAGCUGCCCCCGCCGCCCCCCUCCCCGCCCCUGCCCUCCCACAUCCCCCCCUCGCCCCCGCGGCUGGCCCACACGCACUCCCACCUGCUGCCCCACCAGCACUCCUACCCCCACCCCAUCCCCCAGCCCAUCCCGCCGCCCCAGUUCGACCCCUCCAGCCCGGAGGAGGAGGACGACGAAGAGGAGGAGCCCCCACGCCAGGCGCCCGUGCCGCUGCACAUCAUGAUCCAGCGGGCGCUCAACUCGCCCGGGCCGGCCGUGCCGCACCCCGACAGCUCGCAGCGCUCCGCCCACGCACUGCUCUUCGAGACGCCGCCCGAGUACGCCGCCGACGCCCGCGGCCGACCGCUGCAGGUCACCAUCCAGCCGCUCAAGAUGCAUGACGACGACGACGACUACUCGGACGAGGAGGAGGACGAGGAGAUGGACGAGGAGGACGAGCCCCCCCCGGAGCACCUGCCCCCCCCUCAGCCGGAGCUGGAGCCGCGCAGCCGGCGGUGCAUGGUGGGCGAGCCCAGCGUCAGCGUCAUCCCCGAGGGGGCCGACAGCAGCGAGGACGACGAGGACGACGAAGAGGACCUGCACCGCGACGAGAGCGACUCGGACGGACCCGUGCUCUACAAGGACGAAGACUCCGACGAGGAUGAGGAGGACGAGGAGCCACCUAGCGCUCUGGCUAGCCGGGUGAAGCGGAAGGACACUCUGGCGCUCAAGUUGAGCAGCCGGCCCUCGGCCCCAGAGCGGCAGCAGGCGGAGCGGGAGCGGGAUCGGGAGCGGGAUCGCCCGGUGAGGGACCGGCCGCCGGGACCAGACUGGCCUGGACGCGGAGAGCGCACCGGCCUCUCGUGGCAGAGCAAGGAGCAGUGGGAGGCCAUCCGCGCACAGAUCGGCACCGCGCUGACGAGACGCCUGAGCCAGCGGCCUACGGCAGAGGAGCUGGAGCAGAGAAAUAUUCUUCAACCCAAGAACCAGGCCGACCGGCAGGCAGAGGUCCGCGAGAUCAAACGCAGACUCACCAGGAAGCUGAGCCAGAGGCCCACCGUGGCUGAACUCCAGGCCAGGAAGAUCUUGCGUUUCCACGAGUACGUGGAAGUGACCAGUGCACAGGACUACGACCGCCGCGCCGACAAGCCCUGGACCAAGCUCACGCCUGCAGACAAGGCUGCAAUCCGGAAGGAGCUGAACGAGUUCAAGAGCUUAGAGAUGGAAGUCCAUGAAGAGAGCAGAAUCUACACAAGGUUCCAUCGGCCCUAAACCCCUUGCAAAACUGGAUUAUGAAGCACUUACCUGCCGAAAGGCAGCAAGGCCAAGACAUGUGGCAUUUCUGCUGGAGCCUCAGGGUCCUAGUGCCACCCGUCUCUAUCUCUCUCUCUGUCUCUGUCUCUCUCUCUCUCUGUCGGACUGCCUUCAACGUUUCUGAAUGUACUGUAUAGACCAACAGGGAAACCUGGACCACCACUUAAAAGCAAAAAAAAAACAAA